GUGCCAGCCAAACCCCGUGUUAUUUUCAAAGAGACAAACAACACACACACACAUACACACACAAGCACAUACACACACACGCACGUCCUUCCCUCACCAUGUCUAAGUCGGAAGCCAAACACAGCCUCCUGGAGCAGCAAUGCAUGCCACAGGAAAAAUACUCUCUUAAGAAAUGGAAAUACUUCUUCCUGGGCUUGGUGACGAUUAUUGUUCUGGUUCAUCUAAGUGUUGCAGCAUGUCAGCUGUACAUGUCAUCCAGCCAAGUGGUGACUGUGUCCAGUGGCCGGCUGACACACUGGUGGCCAGAGCCUCCGCCACACAACCAGGUAGCCAGGGUGGCUCGAUAUGUGGUGCACACUUCCGACUGGUGUUCCAUCUCCACCAUCUCCACAGCCGACCCUAUCAAGGGCUACCCUUUUGGCAGCAUCCUCAGUGUCAGUGACGGCCCUGUGGACAAGUCUUCCGGCACUCCCUACGCUUACAUCACCCGCCUGGACCUUUGCGGCAAGGACUUGCUGACGGAUGAUCGUGCCUCGCUGGCCGUCUCUGAGGCCCAGUCUGAUUACUGCAAGACAGUUGACCUUGACCCGGAAGACCCUCGGUGUGCCCGUGUCCUCCUGUCAGGCACUGUGGAGGAGCUAAAGAAUGGAACAAGUGAAGCUGAAUUUGCUAAAGAAGCUUUGUUCUCCAGACACCCUGUAAUGAAGACUUGGCCACAGAAAAAUCAUAACUGGAUAUUUGUCAAGAUGAACAUCAAGAACAUCUACGUCUUUGACUAUUUUGGUGGCGUCAGGAACGUGGCUGUUGAGGAUUACUACAAUGCUGAACUGUGAGUGUUGAGUGUCCAGCAAACGGUGU
Portunus trituberculatus (swimming crab) is the source of this 858-nucleotide messenger RNA. Its product is annotated as protein CREG1-like. The transcript is spliced from 7 exons. Bases 99 to 833 code for a protein of 244 amino acids. The record is from RefSeq and is a predicted model, not a curated record. NCBI's taxonomy places the organism in Eukaryota, Metazoa, Arthropoda, Malacostraca, Decapoda, Portunidae.